Molecule: messenger RNA, 4395 nt
Organism: Rhinolophus ferrumequinum (greater horseshoe bat)
Lineage: Eukaryota; Metazoa; Chordata; Mammalia; Chiroptera; Rhinolophidae
Gene: SLC16A14
Product: solute carrier family 16 member 14
Exons: 7
Coding region: 620-2206 (528 amino acids)
Biological process (GO): monocarboxylic acid transport; transmembrane transport
Molecular function (GO): monocarboxylic acid transmembrane transporter activity
Source: RefSeq, a predicted model, not a curated record
CACAAGAGUGUGCACGUGAGGUGACUGCAAUUUUUUUCUGCCAAACCAGAAUUAGCCGGUACAGGAAUGAACGAGCCUGGAGAUUUGAAAUUGCACUGAUUGGAAGAGAGCUCAGGUUAGGUCCGGGCCACCUCCAAACGGACCUUUUUAAAGCCACACGGACUGAGGCCUCGAGCUCGAAGCUCUACCAGACGCUCACCUGGCUGGUAUCAAGCGGCACAGGGCCUGGAGAGCCCCGCACCGAGCGCACGGAGCCAGGCGGAGCGCCGAGCCUCAGGCAUCCGCAAAUCCAGGAUGAUAGGCGACAUUGCAACAAAUCUCUACGCCCAGCCGCUCAGGGGGCUCCGAGGAAAACAGCAAGUUCAGAGAUCCCGGCCAGGAGGAGAGUGAGGCCGCAGCCCCACGGGCCCUGGGCGGCAUUCCUGGUUCCCCAGUGCCCAUGUCUUCCCAACAAACUUAACCAGAACCAAUACUCUAGUCUACGGAUCAGCAAACUUUUCCUAUAAAGCGUCAGAGUGGGCACAUAGAGUGGCAGGAGUGAAGUAACUCGAGUUCUGGUCUUCGUCUCCACAAUAACUGUGCUUCCCAGCCCAUCCGGAACGUUCUGGCAAAGGCAGUGAUGGGUGGCAAUGCAGGGGCUGCAGACCCGGAUGAGCCGAGAAAAUCUCGGAAAAUGUAUGCAAGUCAUGAAGAUAUUGGGUAUGAUUUUGAAGAUGACCCCAAAGAUAAGAAGACACUUAAACCCGACCCAAACAUUGAUGGCGGAUGGGCUUGGAUGGUGGUCCUCUCCUCCUUCUUUGUCCACAUCCUGAUCAUGGGCUCCCAGAUGGCCCUGGGAGUCCUCAAUGUGGAGUGGCUGGAAGAAUUCCAUCAGAGCCGCGGUCUGACCGCAUGGGUCAGCUCCCUCAGCAUGGGUAUCACCUUGAUUGUGGGUCCUUUCAUCGGCUUGUUCAUUAACACCUGUGGCUGCCGCCAGACAGCUAUAAUAGGAGGACUGGUGAACUCACUGGGCUGGGUGUUAAGUGCCUACGCGGCAAACGUGCAUUAUCUCUUUAUUACCUUCGGAGUGACAGCUGGCUUUGGGAGCGGGAUGGCCUAUCUCCCGGCCGUGGUCAUGGUGGGAAGGUACUUUCAGAAGCGACGCGCCCUUGCCCAGGGCCUCAGCACCACCGGGACCGGCUUUGGCACCUUCCUCAUGACCGUCUUGCUGAAGUACCUGUGCGCGGAGUACGGGUGGCGCAACGCAAUGUUUAUCCAAGGCGCCGUCUCCUUAAACUUGUGUGUCUGUGGCGCGCUCAUGAGGCCCCUCUCUCCUGGGAAAGAGGGAAAGGACCCAGGGGAGACAGAUCCGCAAGUCCUCCCGGCUCACUCCCCUGAAUCCGUGAAGUCAAGUGCGCAGCUGGGCAGGGCAGAAGAGAAGGAGGGCAGUCCCGGGCACGAGGAGGCCCUCGACGACCUUGCGGCCCAGGCGUGCCAAGAGAAGGCGGGCCACCGGAAGAAUAUGUGCGCCUUUCGGGCUCUGAAGACCGUGAGCCAGCUGACCAUGAGGGUCAGGAAGGGCUUCCAGGACUGGUACUCGGGCUAUUUUGGAGCAGCCUCGCUCUUUACUAAUCGCAUGUUUGUAGCCUUUGUUUUCUGGGCUUUGUUUGCAUACAGCAGCUUUGUCAUCCCUUUCAUUCACCUCCCAGAAAUAGUCGAUUUGUAUAAUUUAUCAGAGCAAAACGAUGUUUUCCCUCUGACGUCAAUUAUAGCAAUAGUUCACAUCUUUGGAAAGGUGAUCCUGGGCGCCGUGGCCGACUUACCUUGCAUCAGCGUUUGGAAUGUCUUCCUGAUGGCCAACUUCACCCUCGUCCUCAGCAUUUUCAUUCUGCCCCUGAUGCACACCUAUGCGGGCCUGGCGGUCAUCUGCGCACUGAUAGGCUUUUCCAGCGGUUACUUCUCCCUCAUGCCCGUAGUGACUGAAGACUUGGUGGGGAUUGAGCACCUGGCCAACGCCUACGGCAUCAUCAUCUGUGCUAACGGCGUCUCCGCACUGCUGGGCCCACCAUUUGCAGGGUGGAUCUACGACAUGACACAAAAAUAUGAUUUUUCCUUCUAUAUAUGUGGUUUACUUUACCUGGUAGGAUUACUCUUUUUACUCAUUCAACCAUGUGUUCAAAUUAUAGAGCAAUCGAGGAAAAAAAGCGUAGGUGGUACACAUGUUUAGUGUCAUGUGAUGUUUCAUGUAGGAUUUCUUUGUGGUACUCAUGCCUACCUCCCAUGGUUGCUGUGAGGCGCCUAUGACAUCGUGGGAAAGCGAUUUGUAUGGUAACUGUCACUGUCAUUUGUAAAUGCCAUUGUCAUUGCUUUAUUUGAAAGUAGCACUGCCUGUCCAUUUGGGGAGAAGCAAUGUUGGACAGUAUUAAAGACUACAUACAUUUUAGAGAUGACAAUGUCCUUCAAAGACAGCCUAUUAAGUAAUUGGUAGAAAUGCCCUUGUAAAAAUUAUUCUCUCGCCAUCCACUGAGACUAGGGUUUUAGAUACAGCUUUUAAAACAAAGACAAGGAAUAAAAGCUUUUCAGUCCAACUACUACUUCUCUGUAAGGUGAAAAUAAAGUGCUUCUGGAAAGCUCACAGUUAAAUGGGUUUUAAGCACAGGAGCAUGAUUAGAUUUCAGAAACUAAUUGUUACAGGGAGCUAUUGCUCGCCCAGUGUAAAAUAAAUGCUGGCUCCAAUUUCAAAGGUAAUACAUUUAAUACAAUUAAAGAAAAAAAUUAUAUUUUUAUAAAAGAAUUCUGCAGCUAGGGAGUACAGUUUAUCAAUCUUCCUCUAAGAAAAGCUUUUGCUCUCAAUCCUAAUUCAAUAGUAUCUAGUUAUAAACUGAAUCUUAAGACAAAGCCUAAGUAAAUAAUAAUUUACUGAGCAGAAGUUGUAUUUGUCCACACAACUAUUGAAUCAAGGGCUAUGGUUCAAGCACUUUUAUUCCUGUCGUUGGCCUCUGUUUAUUAACACAAUCUAGGGCCUGUAACUUUUUUUUCUGAGUUUCUCCUGUCCAGUAAAUAAACUAGAGAACUCAUUGCAGGUUGGUCUGUGAAGUUGGCACUUAAAUCGUUUGUAUAAAGUGUGGUACUAAUCCAGAAUAUAAGACUAUGAACUUGUGAGGGUAACAAACGGAAUGCCCUUGGUCUAGGUGUCUGUACACCUGACAUUGGAGUAGUGGUAGCAAGUCGCCCUUCUCCAAUGCCUGAGCUCCGCACAGUUUUAAAAAUAGUUCUCUUGAUCGAUUCCAUACAGAAGACAACAGGGAUCCAUGACAUCAAAUAAUGUUCUUCCUUUAUCUAAGAUCUCUAUUUUUCUAAGCCAAACAUUUUUCAGACUGCAGAAUGUUCUUCCCAGAAUCAUUUUGAAAUUUCUGGCUGCCUUACUUGUUUACACAUAUUUCAGAGCUGUUUAAAUUUCUACUCACAAUUUGCUCAUCACACAUAAAAAUCCUGUAACAUCAUUGCCAGUGUCUUGGGUCAAAUUUACCUAAAGUGAGUAUAGACCAUUCUCAGUUAUCCUUGGUAAUUAGAGGCAGGAAUGGUACCAGUAAGUAGAAUCACAGAAUGGUACCCUAAGCCUAACACUAGCCAGCAAUUCUCAGUCUCUUAUUCCACCAAACCCUUCAGAGCAGUUAACAAGUGAUUACAUGGACAAGUGUCCUUUUUGUUUCAUCUCCUUUAUUUCCUGCUCUGAUGGCUAGGGGGAAGGGUUGUGUAAUGAAAGGGACCCUCAAAAUAACAAUAAUACUAACAGGCAGCUGAUGGAACGGAGAAACAAAAGCAUGACUAAUAUACACACUCAAUAUUACCUCCAAUGAUUCAAGGAUUGCCUGCAAAUUAUUAUAGAUAAUUGCAUGUCAUACUCUGUUUGGUUCAACACAAUGACCAAUUUGGUAUCGUUACAGCUUUGGCUGCUGUUAAAGAAUCCAUUUUGAUUAAGGUAAACUUAAAUGCUGAGGCAAUGCUGUAUCUCUAGCUAUAUAUUAACCAUAAAAUUCGGAUGGUUAGAUGGAAAAACAUGCUGUGUGUUUUAAAACUGACUACAUGAUUUCAUUACUUGCAUUUUCUAUAAACACCAAAUUGACAAGAGGCAGUGUUAAAUAUUUUGAAUGGUGCUAUAGGUGAUGCGUUUUGAUGCUUGCACUGCUGGUCAUACCAUCAGACAUAUGAACUUUUUAUCCAAUAAACCAGCUUUGGUUAUGUCCAAGUUAAACCUACCCAUGUUCAGUCUGUACAGCUGUUUGUUGACUUACUGUACUUAUGGAAGUGGUAAUUUCUACCACAUCAGAAGUUCCUAUUUUACAAAAAUAGAGUAAAACCUGCUUGCAAUAUUCAUGUUAACACUAGAAUAAGAGAGAAUGCUAUAAAGAAUUA